Molecule: messenger RNA, 548 nt
Organism: Populus nigra (black poplar)
Lineage: Eukaryota; Viridiplantae; Streptophyta; Magnoliopsida; Malpighiales; Salicaceae
Product: carbonic anhydrase, chloroplastic-like
Exons: 6
Coding region: 141-548 (135 amino acids)
Biological process (GO): carbon utilization
Molecular function (GO): zinc ion binding; carbonate dehydratase activity
Source: RefSeq, a predicted model, not a curated record
AAAAACCUAAACUAGCAGUCUCUCUCUAUAUAUGGAGCUGAUUGAGAGGCGAGCUAGCUGUGUGAACUCUGUGACCAGUUGCUAAUUCUCACACACAAAGCAGCGGAAGAAUAUUCUUAGAGAGAAAGAAGGAAGAAGACAUGGCGAACGAUUCAUACAAGGAUGCCAUUGCAGGACUGAGCAAGCUUCUCAGUGAAAGAGCUGACCUCGGGAGUGUCGCCGCCUCAAAAAUCAAGCAGAUAGCGGCCGAGUUGGAGGCGGCCGGUUCGGAGGAGUUUGAACCGGCCGAACGUAUUAGAACCGGGUUCCUCCACUUCAAGACGGAGAAAUAUGACAAGGAUCCAAAAUUGUACGGUGCCCUUGCUAAAGGCCAGAGCCCUAAGUUUUUGGUGUUCGCGUGCUCUGAUUCUCGAGUUUGCCCUUCCCAUAUCCUCAAUUUCCAGCCAGGGGAGGCCUUUAUGGUCCGAAACAUCGCCAACAUGGUCCCGCCUUAUGCCCAGUUUGCACAGAAGACUGGGUCUGUCUACUCUAACGCCGUUAAUCAGUGA